GCAAAGACAAACUGAACACUUUAGCUAUCAGUGUAAUGAAUGAAUGGCCUGGGAUCAAACUACGUGUUGUUGAAGCAUGGGAUGAAGACCAACCUAACAUAGAACCGCUGCAUGCUGAAGGAAGAGCUGUAGACAUCACCACCAGUGACAGAGACAAGAAUAAAUAUGGUGCUCUAGCUCGCUUGGCUGUAGAAGCUGGAUUCGAUUGGGUCAGUUAUGAAAGUAAAGCAUGGGUCCACUGUUCAGUCAAAUCAGAAUCUGCUGCAGCCAAGAAUUCUGGAGGGUGUUUCCCGGGAUUUUCUCAAGCAUACCUUAAGAAUGGACGCAUGAUAAGUAUGUUGGACAUCAGGGUAGGUGAUGAGGUAGCCGUAGUCAACAAUAACGGAGAAUUGGAUUAUAGUGAUGUUAUCAUGAUAGUACAUAGAAAACUCAACGAUAGUACAUUAUUUUAUGUAAUAGAGACUGCAGACAAAACAAUAGUACAGCUAACGCCACAGCAUUUGAUUUACGUGUCAGAAACGGAAUCAAACUUCGACCAAAGCAGAGCUGUGUUUGCUAGUGAAGUUCGGACUAAUCAAUUUGUAUAUACAACAGCACAGAACCAUGACAGGGGGGUAAGGCCGAUGAAAGUGGUCAGUGUAACUACGAGGUUAGGUCGUACGGCGGUGGCUCCAGUGACCAGGCAAGGAUCCUUGGUCAUAGACGACGUAGCGGUAUCAUCGUAUGCAGUCAUGCGUGACGAAUGGGUCGCACACGCAUCAUUCGCUCCUAUCCGAUGGUACACCUACAUCAGUCAUAUGCUUGGUAUCACAGAUACAGAUACAGGACAAGAGCAACGGGUGCAUUGGUACACCCAAGGACUUUACAAACUCGGUAAAUACGUCAUGAGUGAUAGAUUAUUUCCAGGCUUUGAUGUAUAGGUUGACCCCCUUUCUCAACAGUUGGGACAAUAAAAACCACUUCACAUCACUUGACCAACUGGCUGGAACUUAGAGUGAGAGCGGGUGCAAACAAAUGAUUUGUUUUAUUUUGUGACUCAUUGUUGUAUGUUUGCUGUUGACGGGAAUUAUGGGGUAAGAAUAAGGUAUUCAUAAAUGUUGGCAUUAGCCACUGUUUAGAUAGGCCAAUAUAUCGGAAAUAAGAUAAUGUUAUAGGAAGACUGAAUAUAUACAUCCAAUAUGCAAGUAUACAAUGUAGAUCUCUAUCCAUUGUAAGAGCGUCGCAAAAUAACCAAUCGAAAAGCAAUAUUAUAUGCUUACGGUCAUCAAAAAAGGGAAAGGGAUAACAUAAGUCAUGUGUUUUAGGUAAAGAUCACAUGUUCUUAACACCAUCUCAUCUUAUCUAUUACCUUACCACAAACAAUUCAAUGGUUAUUUUCUUUGAGUGUUUCGUCCAAAUAACACGUUAAGGAUUUCAUAUCUUAACAAAUAUUUAAAGUGUAUUUAGAAUGCCAAAGUUAUCGUUGAAGAAUAAAAGUUUUAAAUAUUUAUCUUUGUACAUACAUUGUUGUUGAUGCUGCAUUAAAUGCAGUGACGUUUAUUAUAAGGAAUGAUCGUUGCAGUCAUGAGGGUGAUGAAACUUGCAUAUUCUUCCUCUACAGUAAUUACAUCAUCUCUUAUAGAGUAUCAAACUGUGAAUAAUGAACCAACUCGUCAUACUGUGAAUAUUGUUUGGUUUAUUAUGGCGGUCAAACGAACACGCGAGAACUCUCUAUAUUUUGUGUAAUGCCAUAUGUCAUAUUACUUGCUUUCAGUAUAGUCCAUGUAUUUAUUCCGCUUUACCCCUGUACAAAGUGUUCCACAAUGCUAUUUCAUCGUUUUCUAAGUAAUUCAAUGUAUUUAAUAAUAUUGUAUAGAAUUUGAUAUCAACUUCUAAUGUCAGAUGUUAUAUUUCUGCGAUUAUGUAGGCCUAUAGAGGAAUUUUCUUUUCAUAAUUAUGAUAGAUAUAUGUGAAACUGCUAAUUUAUACAUGUUAUUGACGAAAUGUAAGAUGUUUUUGGCAAUUUACAAAGAAAAGUUGUCUCCUUUUUAUAUGUAUAGAUCUACCUGUUUAAGUCAAAUUUUCAUAUGUUAAAAAAAUCUUUCAUGUUGUAUAUUCAGUUCCUUAAUACUGCAAGUCUAUGCAUUACCCUCCUCUGCUUUAAAUGUAGAUAUCAGAAGUUAUGUUUAUAUGUGUUCUGGACAUAGAAGAAGAAGAAUAUAGUAAUCAUAAUAAUGAAUGUCACAAAAAGCUAGUUUAAGUAUAGAAGCUUUCUGUGACAAGGCAUUCAUCUCACUAAAUUACUACAACCAAAUAAAUUACGAUUAAUUGAAACAUGAAGGAAUAGAUACAUAUAGUUAAUUUUCAUGGGGUAUCAAAUCUGUCCGAGAAUAAUAUAUAUUAUCAUCAAGUUUUGUAUUCUCCCUGCCUCUCAGAUGAAAAAAUUUGCCUUCCUUACACAAUAGCGUUUCUUUUGAUUAAAAUUCAAAAUUGUCACCGGGGGAAAAAAUAGUCACCGUGCAAGUAAAUCCAAUAGCAUUUUUAUUAGUUUUCCUCAUGUGGAUCAAUAGACAUUUAAUUAAAAAGGAUACCUGAUGACACUCACAUUUCACGGGCAAUUAACAAUAAUUACAUUCUAGUAAUUUUUAACCUAGUGGUAUAUUGGUCAGUCAAUUAAAAUCUGUAUUCCACUGAGAUACAGACGUAAACAUGCAAUAUUCACUGAAAAUAUCAGAGAAGCAUAUACCUAUAUGACUAUGACUUGGGUCAUUUGUUGUUCAUUAGCUGUGACCAGGUCAAUUCACUUAAUAUAAAGGUAAUAUACAAAAAUAAAAUCCUUCAUAUACCUAGAUAUUAAUCUCAAUGA
Messenger RNA from Lytechinus pictus (painted urchin), 2845 nucleotides. Its product is annotated as indian hedgehog protein-like. The transcript has 2 exons. Bases 36 to 920 code for a protein of 294 amino acids. NCBI's taxonomy places the organism in Eukaryota, Metazoa, Echinodermata, Echinoidea, Temnopleuroida, Toxopneustidae. The record is from RefSeq and is a predicted model, not a curated record. Gene Ontology annotation, biological process: regulation of gene expression; intein-mediated protein splicing; smoothened signaling pathway. Gene Ontology annotation, molecular function: patched binding; calcium ion binding.